GUCAGGGCUUCAGCUGGGCAGGGCCAGCUGUUAAUCCUGCAGGCGGACACCGGGGCGGGGGGGCAGAUGCGGCAUAUAGGUGGCGUCCGCUGGUGAGAAACACCUAGCGCAGGUAAAAGGGAGGCGGCGAAAGGGAGUUCCCACCUGUUGCGUUCUUAGAGAAAUGAAGACUUGAGAAAAUACCAAGGAGGGGCCGAUCGGUGUCUUUCGGACGCGCCUGGAGCUCCACCCUCGGCCAGAGGAAAAGCCCCUUGGGUGAGAGGCAGGAGCUUCAGAGAAAUCGAGAAGAAAAGCGCCUCUCCUCGCGCUGCACCUCUUUCGCCUCACACUCUUGCGCACCGGCCUGUACCCAGCCGCGGCCCCUGUGCCCGCCGAGUCCUCGCAUCCCGGCCUCCGGGUGCCUCGGCAGUCGACGUGUCCCCAAGUCCUCCCAUGGCGGCAGCCCGACCCACGAGCUCCGGGAGCGGGGCCCUCUGCCGGCUAGUCCUGCUGACCCUCACGAUCUUAAUAUUUGCCUGUGAUGCCUGCAAAAAAGUGACACUGCAUGUUCCCUCCAAACUAGACGCUGAGAAAUUUGUUGGCAGAGUUAACCUGAAGGAAUGCUUUAAAUCUGCAAAUCUAAUUCGUUCAAGUGAUCCUGAUUUCCAAAUUUUAGAAGAUGGUUCAGUCUAUACAAAGAAUGCUAUUCUUUUGUCUUCAGAGAAGAGAAAUUUUACCAUAUUACUUUCCAACACUGAGAACCAAGAAGAGAAGAAAAUGGUUGUCCUUUUAGAGCAUCAAACAAAGGUACUAAAGAAAAGACAUUCUAAGGAAAAAGUUCUAAGACGUGCCAAGAGAAGAUGGGCUCCUAUUCCUUGUUCAGUGCUAGAGAAUUCCUUGGGUCCUUUCCCCCUUUUUCUGCAACAGAUUCAAUCUGACACAGCCCAGAACUACACUAUCUACUAUUCCAUAAGGGGGCCUGGAGUUGACCGAGAACCUAAAAAUUUAUUUUAUGUAGAGAGAGAUACUGGAAACCUGUAUUGCACUCGUGCUGUGGAUCGUGAGGAGUAUGAAUCUUUUGAGCUAAUUGCCUUUGCAACAACUCCGGAUGGGUAUACUCCAGAACUUCCACUGCCCCUAGUAAUCAAAAUUGAGGAUGAAAAUGAUAACUACCCAAUUUUUACAGAAACAACUUACAUGUUUACAGUUUCUGAAAAUUCCAGAGUUGGUUCUACUGUCGGACAGGUGUGUGCAACUGACAAAGAUGAACCUGACACGAUGCAUACGCGUCUGAGGUACUCCAUCAUCCAGCAGUUGCCAGCAUCACCCACCCUAUUUUCGAUGCAUCCAACUACAGGCAUGAUCACCACGUCAUCGUCUCAACUAGACAGAGAGUUAGUUGAUAGAUACCAGUUGAAAAUAAAAGUACAAGACAUGGAUGGUCAGUAUUUUGGUUUGCAAACUACUUCAACUUGCAUCAUUGAUAUUAAAGACGUGAAUGACAACUUGCCAACAUUCACCCGUUCUUCUUAUGUGGCAUCAGUGGAAGAAAAUACAGUUGAUGUGGAAAUCUUACGUGUUACCGUUGAAGAUAAGGAUUUAAUUAACACUGCUAAUUGGAGAGCUAAUUAUACCAUUUUAAAGGGCAAUGAAAAUGGAAAUUUUAAAAUUGUAACAGAUCUCAAAACCAAUGAAGGAAUUCUGUGUGUGGUUAAGCCUCUGAAUUAUGAAGAAAGACAACAGGUGAACCUGCAAAUUGGUGUCGUUAAUGAAGCUCCGUAUUCGAAUGAGGCUAGUUCAAGAUCAGCCAUGAGCACGGCGACCAUUACUGUUAAUGUGCAAAAUCAGGAUGAGGGCCCCGAGUGUAGCCCUGCACUGCAGACUGUUCGAAUUAAAGAAAAUACACAGCUGAGAACACCGAGCAAUGGAUAUAAAGCAUAUGACCCAGAAGCAAGAAGCAGCAGAGGCAUAAAGUAUAGGAAAUUAAAUGAUCCAAAACAGUGGGUCACUGUUGAUGAAAACUCAGGAUCAAUCACAGUUAUCAAGAGCCUGGACAGAGAGGCAGAGAACAUCAGAAAUGGCAUAUAUAAUAUUACAGUGGUUGCAUCAGACGAAGAUGGGAGAUCAUGUACUGGGACACUGGGGAUUAUACUAGAAGAUGUGAACGACAAUGGUCCCUCCAUACCUAAACAGCAAGUGAUAAUCUGCAAACCUGUCACGUCGUCUGCGGAGAUUGUUGCCGUUGAUCCUGAUGAACCAAUAAACGGCCCACCCUUUCACUUCACUUUGGAGAGUACUUCUGAUUCAGACGUACAGAGAAGAUGGAUACUGACAGGAAUUAAUGAUACAGCAACACGCCUUUCCUAUCAGAAUGACCUUCCAUUUGGAACAUACACAGUACCUAUCAGAGUUGCAGAUAGACUUGGCCAGUCACAUAUUACUCCAUUAACCGUUAUUUUAUGUGACUGUAUUAUCGAAAAUGACUGCACCUCUCGCGUAAGUCCAAGGACUGGCAACGGAGAAGUAAAACUUGGAACAUGGGCCAUUCUUGCGAUAUUGUUGGGCAUAGCAUUGCUAUUUUGUAUCCUAUUUACCUUAGUCUGUGGGGCUUCUAGGGCAACCAAGCAACCAAAAGUAUUUCCUGAUGAUUUAGCCCAACAGAACCUCAUUGUGUCAAACACGGAAGCUCCUGGGGACGACAAAGUGUAUUCCACAAAUGGCUUUACAACACAUACCGUGGGCAGUUCGGCUCAGGGAAUUUGUGGCACCAUGGGAUCAGGAGUGAAAACUGGAAGGCAGGAGAACAUUGAACUGGUGAAAGGACACCAGACCUUGGAAUUGGACCGGGGAGGUGGGCAGCGCACCCUGGAUUCCUGCAGGGGAGGACACGUGGAGGUGGACAACUGCCAAUACGCUUACACAGAGUGGCGUAAUUUCACUCAGUCCCAUCUUGGUGAAAAGGUGCAGCUGUGUAACCAGGACGACAAUCAUAACCAUGCUCAAGACUACGUCCUUACGUAUAACUACGAAGGAAAAGGAUCGAUGGCCGGUUCCGUAGGUUGUUGCAGUGAACAACAAGAUGAAGACGGGCUUGAAUUUUUGGAUCAUUUGGAACCCAAAUUUAGGACACUAGCAGCAGCAUGCACAACAAGAUGAUUGUUUUCUUUUAAGUCUAUAAAAGCCAGUGGCUUUUUCAUCUCUUUUUUUUUUUUAGUUCUCAGUUUUUAAAAAUAGAAGAUGCUUUGUUUGGGACUUUUCCCCCAUUAUUUUGAUGGGAUCUCCUUAGCCAAAUGCACAUUUACAGAGAGAUACUGUAAAUAAGUACACAAAUUUCACAAUUUUUCCAUAGUUUUUAAUUACUUGCCUUCCACCCAAGAGGACCUACAGAAAGAAAAAUUAAGGAAGUCUGCAUUAUUGUUUACAUUUGGGUAUAAUGACAACAGCCAAUUUACAGUGCAAUAAAGUGUAAUUAAUUCAAGUCUAUAUCAUAGAUUACUUGAAGUAUAACCUGAUAGCAAAUUGUAGAGACAUUGUUUUAACAUUAUCUUCAGUUAGCUAAUUAAUUAAUUGUUUGUAUGGUGCUUGAAAACUAUUGUUCCCCUAAACAUUAUAAAGUGUGUAUAUUGCAUUGUUAUUGUUUUAUUCUUAUAACAUGACCUUUCUUCAUAACACAAAGAGAGAGUCCAACCAGGCACUGACUGUUAUUACAAUUCCAUUUUGGUGGACUUUAGUUUCUAGGUUUUGUUCUGUGUAAAAUCCUGCGCUGAAUCCACAUUUCCUGUUACCUACCUUGUCAGUGAACUUUAAGUUUAAAAAAUGCUUUCAGAAUGUAUUUUUACACCUUCAAGGUUUUGGUCUUUCAUCUCUCUCUUUCUCUUCUCUCUAUUUUUAAAACUCCUAUUUGGGUUGGAGAAUCUAAAUAUCUUAAAAAGCUGUCUCUCCUCUCUUAUAAAGUGAGUUAUUCUGUUUCCAUUUUAUGUUUGUUUUUCUUAAAAUCAAUGCAGUGUUAACGUUAUUGUUUCAAAUAUCUUGGUUAUUGCCUUGUUAUCUCCUCAACAAAGAACCUUUAAUUUUGCCAUUGAAACUGUAAAAAUAUGUCAUGCUUUUAUUAGAGGCAACAGUCUAUGUUAACAAAAGCAAUAGUGUAAUUAAAAGUGGGAUAUGGGAUUUAGUAUAUAAUAGCAUAUUUACAGUUCAUAUCUGGAUAUGAUAUAUGCAAAGAUAUGAUGCAAGGAUAUGGUUUAUAAGUACAAAAUAGUGAUGGUUUUUGAAAUACAGAUCAUGAAAGCUCUCUAGGAAUAACUGUUUUAUAAAUUUUUAGAUGAAAUGGCUAGUCAUAUCUACGUGUUUGUAAAGUUUUUUUAAUAUUUUAAAAUUACAGUUUUUAACAAAUGUAGAAAUGGGCCAAACUAUUUAAAUUUUGAAAUAAUGAGACAAAAUGAAACUUAAUAGCCAACCAAAUUCCAGGCUAGGUUUCACAGCUGAUUUCAGUCAAUGAAUUUUCUGUGUAUAUUAACCAUAUGGACAUUUCAAAUGUAUUUCUAAUAUUUAUGAUUGUUAAUAAUGUGCCUAUCUUGAAUUCACAAGGUUGACUUAUAACAAUUAUUCUUAAGGAUUAACAUUGGGUAAUUAUUCAAUAAUCUAUUUUUUCAGUUGUUUCAUUAAUGUUCAAAGAUCCUAUUUCUCAGUUAUUUUAAUAAAUUAUGUACAAAAUUCUUAUAUAUUACUAGUUAUGAUAAAGCAAAUCAAGUAGUUUUAAAAAUUUAGUGUGAGUUUGUUGAUCAUAUGUCAGAUAUGAGCUUAUGAGAUUGUAUUUGUCUUAGAGAAGUGAGCCUCUUUUUUAGAAUCCUGUUCUACAUCUUUUAGAAUUUUAGAGUCUGCUUUGGAAAGAUCACUGGUCCAUUGUUAUAACCACAUUUAUGUACCUUGACUAUUCGAAGACUGUGAUGCUAUGGGAUAUUGGUUAAACUGCAUAAUUUCUCUGCUUCUGUUUUUGUUUUUCAUCAUAAAAUGGGGGUGGGGGGAUGGGUGACAAUAGAACUCCUUUCCUAGGGUGGCUGUAAGACAUUAGAAUAAAAAAUGGUUUUUAAGCAUGCAAGUCAUACAGAGUGGUCCACCUGAAAGGCACUCCUAUUAAUACGAAAUGAUUUAAAAUAAGUCAGAUGUGCAACCCAUUUCAUAUUAAUGAAAAUCAAUUAAGAAAAUAGGAUAAUUAAAAGGUUUUUGCUUUUU
Messenger RNA from Equus quagga, 5211 nucleotides. RefSeq names its product desmocollin 2 (gene DSC2). Gene Ontology annotation, molecular function: calcium ion binding. Gene Ontology annotation, cellular component: plasma membrane; desmosome. The transcript is spliced from 16 exons. The coding region runs from base 433 to 3135 and encodes 900 amino acids. The record is from RefSeq and is a predicted model, not a curated record. NCBI's taxonomy places the organism in Eukaryota, Metazoa, Chordata, Mammalia, Perissodactyla, Equidae. Gene Ontology annotation, biological process: homophilic cell-cell adhesion.